CGUCGCUGGAAGUGCUUGGACUUUGCACCCGUGACUCGCGCGAUGCCGUCAAUGGCGGCCCCGCGAAAUAUUCUAUCAUGUCGCAUAAGCAGCCGGUUCAACUGGCAACGGCUCAGCGGAGGAACUUUUUACAUGCAAACUUUCCCUGUUUGUGGAACAACGAGCAUCAUAAUCAUAACCACUGCGAUUCUAGAAAUAACAAUCAAUUAUUACAUAUUUUAUCACUAAAAGAAACAUCAUCAACACAAUGUCUUACCAAUUGUACAGAAACACAACACUUGGCCACACAUUACAAGAGUCUCUGGAUGAAUUAAUUCAAUAUGGACAAAUUACCCCGCAGCUUGCCUGUAAGGUCCUCUUACAGUUUGAUAAAUCCAUCAAUCAAACACUGGCGACCCGUGUCAAGUCUCGUGUGACAUUCAAAGCCAAUAAAUUAAACACUUAUCGCUUCUGUGACAAUGUGUGGACUUUCAUGCUGGAUGAGGUUGAAUUCCGUGAGGUGCAGGAGAUCAUUCAGAUUGACAAAGUGAAAAUCGUGGCCUGUGAUGGAAAGAGUGCAAAUGCAGAUUAAGUCCAGCUGCUUGUUCAAAUUUCAUUCUCAGCUCACACAUGAUUGCUCAUCAUUGUUCAGUUCAUUAGUAAAACAAAACUUGUGAUAUACAUGAUAUAGUUGAGUUAAGUAUGACAGGGGGUUUAAACUAAUAGAUUUAAUUUAUGAACUGGCUUGGACUAUGUACAUUUGUGGGAUUUUGGGGGCAAAUGCUAUUCAUAAUGUACAAUUUUUGUGUUUUAUUUCACUUUGAUGGCAGGGAUGUUGAAAAAGUUUAAUAAAAUGAUGAAAAAGUUUUUGGUUUGUAAGUAAAUUCUUAUGUUAGGUUGGUAUUGUGUUUAGUAUGGAAAUUAUAAUGUUUUAAAGUGAGAUAAUAAAGAUUUGACAUUAAAUAAAGAGAAAA
This is a messenger RNA of Dalotia coriaria, 953 nucleotides long. RefSeq names its product general transcription factor IIA subunit 2 (gene TfIIA-S). The transcript is spliced from 3 exons. The coding region runs from base 248 to 571 and encodes 107 amino acids. The record is from RefSeq and is a predicted model, not a curated record. Gene Ontology annotation, biological process: RNA polymerase II preinitiation complex assembly; transcription initiation at RNA polymerase II promoter. Gene Ontology annotation, cellular component: transcription factor TFIIA complex. Lineage: Eukaryota; Metazoa; Arthropoda; Insecta; Coleoptera; Staphylinidae. Gene Ontology annotation, molecular function: RNA polymerase II general transcription initiation factor activity; TBP-class protein binding.